This is a messenger RNA of Thalassophryne amazonica, 5844 nucleotides long. RefSeq names its product ciliary rootlet coiled-coil, rootletin family member 2 (gene crocc2). Bases 1 to 5685 code for a protein of 1894 amino acids. The transcript is spliced from 35 exons. The record is from RefSeq and is a predicted model, not a curated record. Lineage: Eukaryota; Metazoa; Chordata; Actinopteri; Batrachoidiformes; Batrachoididae.
AUGGGGUGGGUGAUUGGUGUGAUUGUAGAAACGGAGGAUACUCUGCUCCAUUCUGAAGGUGACAGCUGUGAGGACAGUGAGCAGGAGGAGGUCAGGUCACUGCGCGAGCAGGUGUCUCAGAGCCAGUCUGACCCUGACCAGCUACCAGUCACACAGGCCAGCAUCAGUGAAAGGAUAGUAAAGGUGGAGUCAGCAGUGGACUCAGAGCAGGCUAGCCCAUCACCAGGACAAGUCCCGAACCAGGAUAAGACUUACAGGCAACGACUGCAGUUCUACCAGGAGGCCCAGCAGAGACAAGCACAACUUGUUCAAAAGCUGCAAAUGAAGGUUCUUCAGUACAAGAACAGAUGUGGAGAACUCGAAGAGCAGGUGCUGCAGAAAACCUCAGAAUCUGACAAGCUGAGACUGUUGCUGCAGACCCAUCUGGACUCAACCAAGCGGCAGCUUACGACAGAGAAGGACCUCAGCGUGGCCGUCCACAGCAAAUCCUGCCAGCUGCAGGAGGAACAGAAGAGAUGUGCCAGCCUCAGCCAAGUCAACUCCGUACUGCGGCAACAAUUGCAGCAGGCAACCACGGUCACCCACGGGCUGCCGGAGAGUUUGUGGAAAGCCCGUGAAGAGUUGAGUGAUACCCGACUGCGGAGACAUUCCCUUGUUGCUGGCUUCUCUCUGCAGAUGGGUAACUCUUGGUUGAGUCACAAACAGGCUCGUGUCAGAGCACUGUGGCGCCAGGCUGACUCCCUACGGACUGCUUUCACCCAUCUAAGGACUUUCACUGACAGAACUUUGUCUGAGAUGCGCGUAGAAUGUGUCGCUGCCAGCCAACAGCUCCACAUUGCCUGCAUGAACCUAGAGGCCAGAGCAUCUCAGGAGAGCUCCUCAAGCAGUGUGGAGAUGUCAUCACUGGAGAAACAGCUGAAAGACAAACUCAAGGAGACCAUGCAGCUUCAGGGUCGCUGGGAUUCAGAGAAAAUCGAGCUUAACUCCAGGAUUCUGGAACUGACUGACACUGUGAAACACCUCAGGAUCCAGAUCAGUGAGAAAGAUGUGAGCUUCAAAGCCAUGCAGAUCAGCCUGGAUAAGAUGGAGGCAAGAAGAGCUGAAGAAAAAUUGGAGACGGAGGUCCUCCAGGCAGAGAUCCAAGCUUUCCAAAAUAUUUUAUACCAUGUGGAACAGCUGGUUGAAGGUGAGGCUGAUAGCAGCAACAGCUCUGACUGUUUGUCCUCUCCGUGCCAUGGCCAGUCACUGAGGAACUCCACUCUGAAAGCUGUGCAUAGCGCUCUCGCCAAGCACCAGAAAGAAUCCCAGGACCUGAGAAAGCAUUUGGAUGCUGCCUUGGAGGAAGUAAAUGCAUUGUGUAAUCACCUACAAGAGCGAGACAGUGAGAGGAAAGAGCUGGAACAGAAGAUCCAAGAAGUAAAGAGAGAAAGUGAGGAGAUCAGAAAGACCCUGGACAAAAACCUCUGUGAAAAUAAGAUGUGUCACAGCUCACUGGAGCUGAUUUCCAGUGAGAAGAGCAACCUGGAGAAGCUGCUGUCAGGAUUGCAGCAGGAGGUCGACACUCAGCACGCUGAACUGGAAGUUCUGAGGAGGUCAUCACUGGACCUCCACAGACAGAAAGAUCUCCUCAGGCAGCAAAAAGAAGAUCUGGAGAUGCAGCUGGCAGGCCAGUGUGCAGAGGCACAAAGGAGUGAGAGGAGUUUGGAGGAGCUAGAACAAAAGCACUCCGAUCUGCACAGGGAGCUUGUGACAGUAAAGGAAGCAUUGAAUCAAAUUACCCUGCAAAAGGAGGUGUUGGAGGAUGACAAGGCCAGCCUUUCUCUGGCUUUCAGCAAGCUGGAGACCCACAGUGCUAUCCAGGAAUUAGCUCUCACCAAGCUGCAGAAUGAGGAGGCUGCACUGAGAGAUUCCUUGGCUAAAAUGGCGAGCCUGAGUGAGGGCUUAGCCAAAGACAAGGUGGAGUUGAACCGUAUUCUGCUGCAGACAGAAGGUGAGAAGGCAGAAUUCAGUGAGCGCAGACGGGAAGCUGAGGUUGAGCGGGCAGCAGCCAGAGAGGAGACAGCAUGGGUGCAACAGGAGAUGAUCAAUUUGCUCACUCAGAAACAGGUUUUGGAGAACUUUAACACUCAUUUUCAAGAGCUCUGCCAGAAGCUUGAGUCGGAGCUGAAUCGGGUGCAGAAGGAGAACACUCAGACCCUGCAACAGCACUCACAGGUCAACAGACAAAUGCAAAGUGUUUCGAAGGAGCUGUGUGCAUGCAAGAAGGAGCUGGAGAUGCAGGUCACAGCCCUAAAGAGAGCUAUCAAUGACAGGGAAGAGCUGUCCAAGGACAAGGCCAUUCUGGAUGUCAAGCUGAUCUCUGCUGAAGGAAGAGCCUGUGGUCUCACACAGGAACUGGUUGCACUAAGGGUGGAGAAGGAGUCCCUGGAGGCAGCUCUGUUUGAAAGCCAGGAGUUGGUGUCAACACUGGAGUCUCAGUACGCAAGAAUAGAAGGGGACAGGCGCAGUUUGCUCCUGGCUAAUGAGGCCUUGACGCAUGAAACUGCUCAGAUGCAUGCUGAUGCUGAAAAGCAGACUGCAGAAGCAACACAAGAUCGAUGUAACAUGGAGGAGAAACUAGCUCAGAUGGAGAGGAAUGCUCUGCUGGCCAUGAAAGACAAAGAGCAAAGUCACAGAGAGCAGCUGGAAAGUGAACACAAACAUAUGGAGCAGCAGUGUGCAGAACUGAGGAUUGAACGGGAGCAGGCUGAGGAGCAGCUGCGGAGGCAGUUUGAGGAGCUGCGUGUGCGCAGCCAGACAGAGCUGCAGCAGGUGCAAAACAAACUAACCAGGCUGCAGCAGGAUUGCAACCAGAAACUCCUGCAGGCGGAAAGUGAAAAGCAGCAGGCUUUAUCCCAGAAGGAAGCAGAAAACUUUGGCCUGACAGAGAAGCUGGCAGCCCUGCAGCAGGACUUGGCAUUAGCAGGCAUGGAGGUGGAGUGCACGCAGAGGGAUGCAUUGAACAAACAGCAGCAGGACAAGAGUGUCAUAGCAGCCCUUCAGUCUGAACUUGACAACUUAAAAGCCCGAUUUGAGGAUUCUUUGAGCUCCCAUGACAAUGAAAAGAAGAGUCUCACUGACCAGGUCAAAGAGCUGAACCAACAGAAGGAACUUGCCCAAAAUAAGGUCAAGGCUCUGCGUCAGCAGUUACAAGAGGCAGAGGAAGGACUAAUGAAAGGGCAACAAGAGUUGACUGAUUCUCACAGGAAGCUCCAGGAGUUCGUACAACAGAGAGACAAGCAACGAAAAGAAGUUCUGGACCUGAGAAGGCUCCUGGGAAAUGAGACCAGAGAGAAUGAGGCCUUUCAGUCUUCUAAUCAGGAGCUAAGGGCUUUCAUCAGGCGGGCAGAGAGUGACAACAACAGUUUGAGACGAGCUGUGGAGGAGAAGGAACAGAAAGUGACCAUCCUUGAGGAAAGUAACAGUUCACUGGUCGAAGAGGCAAACACUCUCAGAAGUAGCAUGAGAGGAUUGGAGAAGUCUCACCUCCAAGCACACAGAGAGCUGCAGGAGCUGCGCAGACAGAUAAAGAUGCUUGAACGUGAGAACAGCCAACAGAAACAGGACCUUCAAGAGCUGCAGGCUCAGGUGUGUCAGGAGGAGCAGAAAGAGGAGGAGGCACGUCACGAAGCCUUCAGUCUGAAGCAGAGAGUGCUGGAGUGCGAGGCUGGCAGAGAUGCAGCACUGAAUGAGGUUGCAGGUUUGCAGCAUCGUGUGGUGCAGCUGGAAAAAAGAGAGAAUCAGAACUUAGAACAGCUGCAGCAAAGAAAGGCUCACCUACAGCAGACUGACCAGAAGUUCAGAGAAACCACUGCCCAGCUGGAGGGGGCGCUGGAGGAUUCGAGAGGUCACGUCAGAGAACUCACUGUGCGAGCAAGCCUUUCCGAGGUCAAGGCCAAGGGCUUGGAAGAUCAGCUCGGCCUGUGUGAAACAGUGUGUCGAGACCUGGAGCUGAAGUUGGCUGGGUUAUAUUCAGCUGUGCGCCACGCUGUGGGCAUCAGUCGGGCACAGCUUUCACCCACAUCUCGGUCUCGUACACGGUCUCCUUCUCCCUGGAGAGCUCAGCUGCAAAUGAAAGGGGGCAGCAAUGUGACAGUUGGAACUGCACUGCCACAGUCUCCUGGUGAGGAUGAAGAUCUGGAUGUGGACUCUGUGUACAUGUCCCUCCAGGAAUUCUAUCAGGAACUCCAGGACACACAGCGAAUCAGGGAUGAAGCAAAAGCUCACAGUGUCGGCCUUAGUCAUCAAGUCACAGAGCUGCAACAACACCAGACUAAGUUACUGAUCCAGCUGCAACAACUACAGAAAACUUUAAAGGAAUCAGAUGAGGGAAAACAGAAGUUGGCACAACAGUUGCAUGGGGUUCAGGCUUCCCUUUCCAUGCAGGAGGAAGCAGCACAUCAUGCAGAGAGGGAGAAGAUUAACCUUAAGGAGGAGGUGUCUCAACUGAAGACGAGCUUGCGCGCUGCUAAGGCUGAGUCCAAGGACAGGCUGGAGCUACUGCAGGGCCUAGAAUUACAUGCAGAUGCACAACAACAGAAGCUCAAGGACACUUUGGACGCAGCAGACAGCAGAGUGAAUCAUCUGGAGCUGUCCAAGCGCACCCUGGAGGGUGAGCUGCAGCGGGCUCAGCUGAGGGCGGCAGAGCUGGAAUCAACAGUGGGGGCACUGCAGGACAGAUUAACAGAGCUAAGGAGGAAGCUCAGUGACAGCGAGGAGCGCUGUGCAGCUCUGAGGGUCAAUGAGGAAAGGCUGGCCAUGUUACUGGUUCGAGCCGAGCAGCGUGAGAGCCAGCUGAGAGACCAGGUCCACAAAUUAUCAGCCGCAAUCGGUGACAGUAGGGCCAGUACAGGAGCUCUGCAGGAGCAGAUGACGCAGCUGCAGAUGACCCUAAAUGGCAGUGAGAAGGACCGGCAGCUGCUGCAGGAACACCUGGAUAAAACACGAGAUGCCCUUUCAGACAUGCAGAGGCUGAACCACACACUUACAAACAGUACACAAAGCCUUCAAAGGGCCCAAGAAGACUUGGAGUUAAAAUACACUGAGCUGGAAAAACACAACAAGAUGCUAAAGGAGAAGCUGAAGGAGCAGCAGGAGGCUGAACUGCAGGCGCGGGAGAGCUCCCAGUACCUGCACAGAGACAAGGAGAGACUCCAAGGGGAGUGUGCUGUCCUGCAGAACUCCUUAAAAAAGCUGCAGAGUGAGAGAGCCCAUGUGGAGAAGGUGCUGGCACGCCUGGGGAAAGACAAAACUGCACUCAGGGCGGCGCUGGAGAAGGUGGAGCUGGACAGGCUGAGGAGGGAGGAGGAGGUGGUCGCAGGAGCACGAGAAAAGGAGCAUUUGGAGCAGAAAGUCUGCAGACUGGAGCAGGAGCUGCACGAAAAGCACAAUAAACUUCACACUCUACAGGUUCAGAUCUCCCAGUUAGAGCGCUGUCAUGCACAACAAUUACUGGAGGUGAUAGCACAUCAUCAGCAGGAGUUGGAUUUGGAGACAAAUCGUCUGAGAGACAAUCAGAUCCAAGUGGAGCAGGCCAUAGAGAAGAGGGAGAAGGCUCACCGCCAGAGGGUCAAAUGCCUGGAGGAUCAGUUGCUGACUCUGACAGAGCAGUUUGAUCAGGAGAUGAGAAGACGACAGACAUAUUGAGUCAGAUGCUGCGGCCUGGUGUGUAAGCAGAGUCUCUUUCGCAAAAGCACAUAGUGCCUCUGGCUUCCACGUUUGCUGUUCUUUUGGCAGCUGCCAAGCAUACACACCACUUUUUCAUGCGGACAUGUGCAUGCCGGAUUACAUUAAUCUAUGGGAAAA